AUGACAUGUACUCUAUACGCUGUUUUCUUGCAGAUGAUAAAACUAAUUCAAGGUGAGUGGUACUGGAAAGAUGAUACUAACACCCUUGAAUUUGCAAGUUCCAAUCCAGCAACUGAGGAAAACCUUAAGGAAGGAAAAAAACACCGGCUUUCAGGAAAUGCGUGUGAAGACAUUAAAGAGAUCGCUCAGAACGAGGUAAUAAUUCUCAUCUACUCCAAAGAGUACUUAGCAUCUUCCAAGAUUAGUGCUGGAAGAAGGCAGGCUGAUAAAGAGGGAAAAUUGCAAGGGCUGUCCAAGUGGGUACAAUAGGAAUACCUUACGUUGGAUGAUGUAAAAUAUUUUUUACUUUCGAAAGAAGCAAAUGAGCAAACAUUACCAUUUGCAGCAGUUGUAAGGAAUGAGAAAGUGGAUGAGUCCUUCCUGGCCCUGCUCUUCUACCUAUCUCUUCACCAGGAAAUAAUUGCCUUGGAAUAAAAAUGCAGAUCCUUGAUUUUGAGGAGCAGGGACAGGCAAGAAAACUCUGUUUCUGAAGGUGGAGUUCUGAGAUCUUGUGACUAUGAUAUUUUUGGAGAAGAUGUGCUGGUGAAGUUAGGUGUAUCCAGGAUCUACCUUGCCAAGGUGUACUGUAACCUUAUCCUUGGAUGAGGUAUGGCAGAGCAGAACCACAUGCCCAGUGAAAAGAGAAAAACAUCAUUGCAGAAAGAUUGGAACUUCUUUGAAGGCUUCUACAUCUUCAGCAGCUAUGUGGGUUGGCUUGUGUUCAGAUGGAAGUGCUUCCAAGUGAUUUGGGAAGAAAUCAGCAGGCUCCUUUGCUCUGAUGUGUUUGAUCCUGCUCUAAGAGACAGGAACAAUGAUGACUUGCAGAAAGCAGGAGACCAGACUGAGUGCGAUUGCAACACCUGCAUUUGUUUUCUUUGAAGGAAAGUCCAUGCCAAGCAUCCUUUUAUAAACAGCAUGGUUCACCAUCGCUCGCCAGUGCUCAGCACCCCACUCCCCUGCCCAAAGGACAGUGCUCCAGACCUCUCCCAGAAAUACUGCUGUCAGGGCAAAGCAGCUACUGUCCAUCAUAGUGCUUUGUUAAAAAUCCUAAGUUUUCUGAGGAAAGGAAAUAGGCAUUAA
Molecule: messenger RNA, 1119 nt
Organism: Pipra filicauda (Wire-tailed manakin)
Lineage: Eukaryota; Metazoa; Chordata; Aves; Passeriformes; Pipridae
Gene: PPP1R36
Product: protein phosphatase 1 regulatory subunit 36
Biological process (GO): negative regulation of phosphatase activity
Molecular function (GO): phosphatase binding
Source: RefSeq, a predicted model, not a curated record